AUGUCGCCGGCACUAUGCCUGCUGCCCACGCUGCUUCUUGCUGCCGCUGCCGCCGCCGCGGAGCCUAAUUGCCCGACGAAGUGCGGCGACGUCGACAUCCCCUACCCGUUCGGCAUCGGCGCCGGCUGCUCCCGCAGCAAGGGCUUCGAGAUCUUCUGUGUCAACAACGGCACCGCGGCGGUGCCGGUGCUCCGGUCCGCCGGCACACGCACGAUCCCGGUGGCGAGCCUGUCUGUGUCGCCGCGGCCGGAGGCCAAGGUGCUGCUGCCGGUGGCCUACAAGUGCUACAGCCCGGUCGGCCGCCGCGUCGGCGCGUCCGACGGGCGCGUGGACCUGCGCCCCAGCAGCGUGUUCCGCAUCUCCGACUCCCGGAACAUGUUCGUGGUGCUCGGCUGCAACACCGGGGCUUGGAUGAACUCCGGCGACGGCGGCGGCCGCUACAACUACCAGUACUACAUGGGCUGCUUCACCUACUGCGCCGGCCCCGAGAGCCCCACGGACGGCAGGUGCGCCAGCGUCGGCUGCUGCCGCGUCGACAUCCCGCCGGGCCUCACCGACACCGCCGUCUACUUCGAGCAAUGGCCGCACGACGGCAUGGAGCACAGCCCCUGCGACGUCGCCUUCCUCGCCGACAAGGACGGCUACGAGUUCCGGGCGGCCGACCUGCGCAUGGAUGCGCGCCGGAGCAGCAUGCCGGUGUGGCUGGACUGGGCCAUCCGCGAGGACGACGAUGGCAGCGCGCUGACGUGCGCCGCCGCCAAGGGUAGGGCGGGGUACGCCUGCGUCAGUGCCAAUAGUGAGUGCGUCGACUCCAUGAAUGGGCCUGGCUACUUCUGCAUAUGCAAGGAAGACUUCAAGGGCAAUCCCUACAAAGAUGAAGGUGGAUGCACUAGCGAGGAGCCAAUCUCUAUGGUUACUUCUACCCCGCUGAAGGAGGCACAGGUGAUGCUUAGAUGCACAUACUACACUAGCCCCAAUUAA
Molecule: messenger RNA, 981 nt
Organism: Panicum virgatum (switchgrass)
Lineage: Eukaryota; Viridiplantae; Streptophyta; Magnoliopsida; Poales; Poaceae
Product: wall-associated receptor kinase 4-like
Exons: 2
Coding region: 1-981 (326 amino acids)
Molecular function (GO): polysaccharide binding
Source: RefSeq, a predicted model, not a curated record